Nanorana parkeri is the source of this 960-nucleotide messenger RNA. Its product is annotated as olfactory receptor 5B21-like. The transcript has a single exon. Gene Ontology annotation, biological process: G protein-coupled receptor signaling pathway. Gene Ontology annotation, cellular component: membrane. The record is from RefSeq and is a predicted model, not a curated record. Lineage: Eukaryota; Metazoa; Chordata; Amphibia; Anura; Dicroglossidae. The coding region runs from base 1 to 960 and encodes 319 amino acids. Gene Ontology annotation, molecular function: G protein-coupled receptor activity; olfactory receptor activity.
AUGCAGCCUUCAAAAUACAUCAAGUUGAUGGAGAAUAAGACGCUUCAGAUUGACUUCUACAUUACAGCUUUUCCCACAAAUUGGGGGCAGUUGUUUUUGUUAUUUGUUACAUUUUUACUUCUUUAUCUCAUUGCUCUCAUUUGGAACAUGGUCAUUGUCUUGGUAACUUUUUUGGAUCAUCAUUUACAAAAGCCAAUGUAUUUUUUCUUAUGUAAUCUGUCAUCUGUCGAUGUAUUGUAUGUUUCUGUUGCCCUUCCUAAACUGUUAGACAUCAUCAAUACAGGAAAUAAUAAAGUUUCAUUCACAGCUUGUUAUACGCAAAUGUAUUUCUUCACAUCUUUGGCCUGCACAGAAAUUUGUUUGUUGACCACAAUGUCAUACGAUAGAUACACCGCCAUCUGCAGACCACUACAUUAUACUCUGAUCAUGCACAAGAGAAUGUGUCACCUUCUGGUGGCAGGUUGUUGGGUCUUCGGAUUUUCAAAUUCUCUCUUUAUUACAAUAUUCACCUCCCGUUUAACUUUCUGUGGAUCUACAAAACUCAAUCAGUUUUUUUGUGAAAUUAAAACACUCACUAAAUUGUCCUGCGGUGCUAAAAAUAAAUUUAAAGCUGUGAUAUUAGUGGAAGCUUUAUUUGUGGGAUUUUGUCCUUUUGUGCUUAUUUUGAUGUCCUACACUAAAAUCAUAUCAAAUAUUCUAAGAAUGAAAUCUGUGGGCCAAAGGAAGAAAGCGUUCUCCACUUGUACCUCACACGUCACUGUCCUGCUGUUCUUCUAUGGGACAUUACUCUACAUGUACAUGGUACCACCAUCGGAGAACUCGGAGCAGCUGGACCAGAUCUUCUCAGUGUUUUAUCUAGCAGUCACUCCCACUAUGAACCCUUUGAUUUACAGUUUGAGAAAUAAGGACAUAAAUAUUGCCAUAUUAAAUAUAUUUUUGAAGUUAAAGUCAUGCAUGUAA